AUGAUGGCAACAAGCGGGCUAUGGAUGGGAAAUCGAUAUGACAGUGAUAUUGGAGCACAAAUUGAUCCCAAGAAAGAAAAUAAAUCACAGAAUUCUGAGCACACAUUGGGAAAUUCCUCUGGAGGAAAGGAAACAAAACACGAGCAACAUUCUUACCGAAUAUCUACCAAAGAUGGUAGCAGAGAACGAGGGAAGACUACGACUGAGAAAGAGAACAAACCAACAGUUUUGCUGGAUGCACGUGUUCGUCAUCUUAAGGAUCAGCUUAUUAGGGCAAAGGUUUAUCUUUCCCUCUCUGUGACUCGAAACAAUCCCCAUUUUAUAAGAGAGCUCCAACUGCGUAUGAAGGAAGUCAUACGAGAAAUUGGGGAUGCCACCAAGGAUUCCGAGCUACCAAAAAAGUAA
Molecule: messenger RNA, 405 nt
Organism: Fraxinus pennsylvanica
Lineage: Eukaryota; Viridiplantae; Streptophyta; Magnoliopsida; Lamiales; Oleaceae
Source: the annotation of a GenBank genome assembly